UAUUUUCUUUAACAAAAGUCUCAAAACGUAUUAAAGAGAAGCAAAGACGCAAUCUUUCCUCUGAAGAUAUAUAUAAAUAUAGAGAGAGAGAAAAGUGGGAAAGAUCAAAUAUCAUCCAAUCUUGAAGACCAAAAGAGAGAGAGAAAGACUGGUAAAAUGGCUGUAAGCUCAACGGUUUUGUCAUGCCCGAAGAUGUUCGGAAGACGCCGGUCGGUGGCGGUGGAGAUGAGAACAAUACGGUGGGGAGUUAAGUGUCAGUUGUCACCCGUAAAACCCUCCAAAUAUUCAUCUAAAAUAACUACCGAUGUUCAACUGCACGAGUCUCCUCUGGCGUUGUUCGAUGAGUAUUUGGAGGAUAAGUCGAGGGUUUUCAAAGCAAUGUUUCCUGAUAAACCCAAAAGCUAUAGGCUUAACGAGGAAGAAUGGAGAAUCCAAAUGUUGCCAAUAAAAUUUCUCUUCCUCACUGCGUGGCCAGUGGUGGUCAUGCGGAUCCGAUGCAAAUCCAACGGUCAGGAUUACCCGCCUGAUGUACCUCUAGACAUAACCAAAGUCCUUGAGCUUAACAUGAUGAAAUGGGAGCUUCAAGGGCUUGACCGGGUCAUGGAGCCAUCUGAUUUCACUCUUGUAGUUCAAGGAGCAUUGUACCCAGACCGAGGCGGAAGGCACACAAGGCUCAAAGGUCGACUAGAGAUGAACAUUAGCUUUGUGCUUCCUACCGUUCUCAUGCUUGUACCAGAGGAUGUUAGGAGAAACGUUGCCAAUGCGGUUUUAAAUGGUUUGGUGGAUAAUAUGAAGCAUAAGGUUAUUGAGAGCUUGCUCGCUGAUUAUAAUAGGUUUAAGAAUGAAAGAAGAACACAUCAUUAGUUUUUAAUCUCAAGGCUAAAGCUUUAAUGGUUUGAAUGUAAUUUAUGCGCUCAUGUUUGGCGUAUACGUUUAUAUUAAACAAAACAACUUGUAUCAACUAGUAUAAAAUACACACCAUAAAAUUAGGAUUAUAAUUAAAAAAAAGGAUUAUAAUAGUCAACUGUUAAAAAUAGACGAAAACUAUUGACUA
Molecule: messenger RNA, 1054 nt
Organism: Brassica napus (rape)
Lineage: Eukaryota; Viridiplantae; Streptophyta; Magnoliopsida; Brassicales; Brassicaceae
Exons: 5
Coding region: 157-864 (235 amino acids)
Source: RefSeq, a predicted model, not a curated record